AUCUUUUUCACUACCAGCACUAUGGUUGCAUUUUUUUUGCAUUAAAUAAAUGCAACUUCCACACCUGGUUAUACAGAGACAUAUGGAUGUAUUAUGAUACGUUUACUAUUUUAUUGUAUAUUCAUAUACGAAACAAAAAGCCUUCGCUGUAGUAUUAUACUGCAGCUAUUUUGACACUGCGUUGACAGUAGUUGUCAAACCCUAUGUUCUAAUAACAAUCAAAAGACUACUUGCUGAAUCAACCACAUUGGAAUAUUAGCAGAGAGAAUUCGGAAUGUGAGGACUCGAUUUGCGACUUAACUGAAGUCCAUAAUGUGCGAAUGCAAGUGCUGUAGUAGCUGGGGCAACUGCUGUCGGUAUACAUGCAGACUGCUUGCAGGGAUCAUCUGUGUUCCUAUUCUUCUGGUCAUCAGCUUAGUUGCCCUGCUUGUGGCUAUUAUUCUUUGUCCAUUGAAAUGUUGCAGCCCUUGCUGCGCACCUUGCCUAGAAGCGAUACAGAAGGGUCUGUUCUUCCUUUUGAAAGCGCCAUUCCUAUUGGUCAUGUGGUGCGUUGGCAAGGCAACAGAAGAUGAUGACGACGAGGAGAAACAAAAACUUCCCAAACACGCUGCCGAAUACGGCACGAGUAAGCCCGAGGAGCUGACGGCUGUUGAUCACGACAUCAGUAAGCCCGAGGAGCCUACGGCUGUUGAUAAGGAAAUCAGUAAGCUCGAGGAGCCCACGGCUGUUGAUCACGAUCAGGACUCUUGAAUUCACAAGAAACUCAGCAAAAUUGCACAAUGCACUUCUAUAUUCUGGAAUAAAUACCCACCGCAAGGAACCAAUGACAUAACGUGUAAGGGUGCAUGGAACGCAAAACCAUGCACAAAGGGCGGUCACAUAAUGACAAGUAAGCACAGGGUUUCAAAAUGUGAUAAAAAAAAAUAACAAAAACAUGUACAUGUAUUUCAAAUUGAACAAGUCACGUAAGUGUAUUAAUCUAUUCAUUUUAUGUGUUCGGAUAAAUUUUACAUGAAUGUUAAAAACAACAUCUCCCGAUCAGAAAAAAAGUUCAUCAGUGACGUUUUCUUUGGUAUAUUUCUGUUUACCCAAACAAGGAAUGCGCAAUAGAAUAUCCUUUCGAAAGCAAUAUUUUUAACAUAUAAUCGUGCAGACGAAUAUGCACAGACUAUAGACUUCGUGGCAGCACACAUCAAGAUUUUAAAUAUUUUUUUAACCAGUAUGAUAAUGUCACUCUAUUGUUAAAAUACAAUUGAUAUUCACAUUGCUCCAGGCUUAAACGUUUAAAUAAUACAAUAGUGGAACAGCUGUUGCAUUCAAAUACAUUGAUUCCGAUACCGACAACAUAAUUAUUGGUAUCGAUCCCGAGUUGAAUAUUUCACAUUUUUCUUUAGUUGAGUCAGGUUUGUAGAAUACAAGCUCUACAUGGUGCAGAAUGUUGAAGGCCUUAUGUUGAUCGCGUACAUGCAUGGGUGAUAAUUAUUGGCAAUAACUUAUUGUCAUGAGUCUGCAUGAUCCCAUAAAGAUGUGUGCUAUGUGCUAUU
This is a messenger RNA of Patiria miniata (bat star), 1544 nucleotides long. RefSeq lists its product as uncharacterized. The coding region runs from base 313 to 750 and encodes 145 amino acids. The record is from RefSeq and is a predicted model, not a curated record. NCBI's taxonomy places the organism in Eukaryota, Metazoa, Echinodermata, Asteroidea, Valvatida, Asterinidae. The transcript has 3 exons.